AUCGCGUCGUCAACAGCAUGCAUGCUUACCCGCUCUCCCCAAACUCCACCUCCGUCGUUGCCUGCGAUCCCACCAACGUGUCGUCCUCGCAUCGCUCUCGGCACCCUUUAUAAACCCCCCUCCACCGGUCCAUCUCUCAUUCGCGUUUCAGUGUUCUCUGGUAAACAAGGUGUCGGUUUCGGCAACUCGAGGCAAGGAAGAUGUCGAGCAGCCAGAUGUUCCAGUCCGGGAAAGCCCGCGGCGAGGGCGAGGCGCAGGCUGGCCAGUGGACCCGGUCGGUCCAGGACGCCGCCAGCUCCGUCCGCGACAUGGCGUCGGACAAAAUGCAGUCCGCCAAGGAGAGCCAGCAGCACGCCGCCGGCUUCCUGCAGCAGACUGGGGUACAAGUGAAGCAGAUGGCGCAGGACGCGGCGGGAGCCGUGAAGAACGCAGUGGGAAUGGGGAACGCCGACGCUGGAAGCGGCGGCGGCGCCACCACCGCCAGCACCAACACUAACCAGGCCCCUCAGGAUCUGCUGUUAUAGAGAGCUUUUGGUGGGCUGAUUUCUCCCACUUGCUCGCCAAUAAAUGGAUGGCUUAAGGGUUCGAGCCAUUCGAGUCCCAACAAGCAAGACGAUGUUUGGAUUCUUGUUCUUAUGUUUUGGGUUUCCUGGACUUCUAUGUGUUGUUUAGGAUUCAAUAAAUGAUUUUACCGUGUUUUGUUUUUUGUUUUGGGUUCAUCGAUUAAUGUGGGAAUCGAGCUGCUAUUAUGAA
This is a messenger RNA of Musa acuminata AAA Group (dessert banana), 753 nucleotides long. RefSeq lists its product as uncharacterized. NCBI's taxonomy places the organism in Eukaryota, Viridiplantae, Streptophyta, Magnoliopsida, Zingiberales, Musaceae. Bases 201 to 524 code for a protein of 107 amino acids. The record is from RefSeq and is a predicted model, not a curated record. The transcript is spliced from 3 exons.